GUGGAGACCACUAUGAGCUGGUCCCACCUCCUGCAUCACGACCACCCUGGCCAUCCGAGUACUCGCCUGCAUCUUGCCGGAUGGCCAGGUCGAGCUGACCAAUGCUGGUGGUUGCACCCGGCGGGUGCUUGGCCACCACCUGAAGCUGUACCUCAAGAGCGAUGUGGAUCCACUCUUGGAGGCACCUGUUCCUACACCACGCUGAUUACCACCAUGAGAGUCCAGCUAAAAGAAGGUCCUAGCACAUAAAUUGAAGCGUAGGCGCAAGUUUCAAGUCAAUCGGAGAUCAAUUGGCGACUCGAGGGAAGAAACUCGGGUAUGACUUGAAGAAGAAUAGAUUUCUACCUCAGUUAGUGACCAUAUAAUCAUGUAAUCUUGUCAUGAGAAGAAAGAGGACGAGACGAUGAGCGUUUAGAAUCAAACGGCAUCUGAUUUGGAAUCCAAACGAGGGAGAAACGAAGAAUCAAAGAUAGGGGACCCGGAACUGCAAAAUACCCGACCCGGUAUUAUUUGGAGAAGACCGAGGAAAAUUGGUUUCAGGCUUCUCUGAGAAACAGAAGGGGGCCCUGUCGUGACGCUAAAAUCCCCGGUAGGGGUCCUUGCCAUGAGCGGGGAUUUUCCUUGUCACCCGACGGUGCGUUUUGAUUAUACCCGGUCGCCACCCAAAAUACCUGACCGGUAUUCAGGCCAGGGAUCGCGACAGACAGCUUUUUUAGGGAAAAGAAGGCUAAAUAUCAAGGGUUCUGAAUUUUAGAGAAAGAAAGCGAUUCCUAGGGAGAGAGAGAGCGACGAACCAUUGGAGCUCAACUCACACUUGGAGAAGUGCCGAUUGACGAUUAGGAGCAGAUUCUCAUCCUUCACAGCAUGAUUUCUUCAUCUGAGCUUGCUUUUGCUUCUCUCUCCAUGGAGUAACUUCCUUAUUCAUCUCGGUAUGGAGAACCCUUGAUUUGUACGUUAGGUUUGAUUGUAUGAACCCAAGUACAGAUGUC
Messenger RNA from Linum tenue, 989 nucleotides. The record is from the annotation of a GenBank genome assembly. NCBI's taxonomy places the organism in Eukaryota, Viridiplantae, Streptophyta, Magnoliopsida, Malpighiales, Linaceae.